Molecule: messenger RNA, 1427 nt
Organism: Armigeres subalbatus
Lineage: Eukaryota; Metazoa; Arthropoda; Insecta; Diptera; Culicidae
Exons: 2
Coding region: 140-1327 (395 amino acids)
Source: RefSeq, a predicted model, not a curated record
UAUUCCAAUUGCAUCCGAAAUUCCUGUUUUCAAUUCCCGAACAUGAUAUAGCUUUUACGGAUUGGUCUAUAAAUUACAAGGAGUUGUCAGAAUUAGAACAUAUUUCGACUGGAUCUGUUGUAGGGAAAUCAUCGUCAACAUGGUAUCUCUGAAGAUACUAACAGUUUUGACGAUAAUCGUCUUAUCCGAAGCAGGCAUCGUGAGGGUUCACAAAACUACAAGAAUAACACCAGUAGGAAACUCCGUGCGCGUUGUUAAACAUGUUAGAGUAGGAACCUAUCCUGCACCGGUAGUUCCUCCUACCCAUUAUGGACCUCUUCCAUGUCCGCCGCCUUCACCACCAUUGCUUCCAUAUCCACCAGCGUUGCCUCCUACUACACACUUGCCUCUUCCACCACCACCACCUCCUACCACGCCUUCACCACCACCUCCACCGCCACCCCCACCAUCGCCACCUUCAACGCCACCUCCUCCACCACCGCCACCAACAACCCUGCCACAAGACGCAUAUGGCCUCCCGGACUCCAACCUCUACCAAACGCAAACCACUUUUGGAGGUGGUGGUGCCCAACAGCAAGCGGUCGUUUACCCAUCCGGCCCCGUCGGCAACAACAACGGACCAUCGUUCAAUCCUUCGUUUGCCACGCAACAGAUUGAACUACAAAACAGUAACCCCUAUGUUAACGGACCGGUCAACGUGAUCAACUCCGCCGGAGCCGUUGCCGUUCAACAAUUACCUUUUGUGAACCAGCUCACCCCGCCCUCGUUACUUGACUCGCUGGUCCCUGUUCCCUAUCCGGUAUCUUCUGUUUCCAUCUAUCAAGAAUUAGGUCAAGACGGUAGCUGGCAAUCAGUUGCCGGUCCGGAUGGUAGCUGGCAACCACAACCAGGACAGGACGGUAACUGGCAGCCACAACCAGGACAGGAUGGCAGUUGGCAACCCGAUCAGCCAGGUCAGGACGGUAGUUGGCAACCGGACCCACCGGGUCAAGAUGGUAGCUGGCAACCCGACCAACCAGUCCAGGGUCAGGACGGCAGCUGGCAACCAGACCAGCCAGGUCAGGGUCAGAACGGAAGUUGGCAACCAGACCAGCCAGGUCAGGGUCAGAACGGAAGUUGGCAACCAGACCAGCCAGGUCAGGGUCAGAACGGAAGUUGGCAACCAGACCAGCCAGGUCAAGGUCAGGACGGAAGCUGGAACCCGGAACCGGGACAAAAUGGAAGCUGGCAGCCUGACCAACCAGAGCAACCAGGACAGGGCGGCAGCUGGCAACCAAACCCGGGCACUGGAGGGCAGCCGCAUGCAGUGUAUGGGGUCCCGUUUUAGUUACUAGAAAAUUCAAAUCAAAUAUAUUUAGAUAAAUUUUUCGUAUUUUUAUGUGAAGCAAUUCUAUUCAAUACGUUUCAAAUAAACCAGUAACAUAACA